Molecule: messenger RNA, 5142 nt
Organism: Prosopis cineraria
Lineage: Eukaryota; Viridiplantae; Streptophyta; Magnoliopsida; Fabales; Fabaceae
Product: probable phosphoribosylformylglycinamidine synthase, chloroplastic/mitochondrial
Exons: 5
Coding region: 582-4841 (1419 amino acids)
Biological process (GO): 'de novo' IMP biosynthetic process
Molecular function (GO): phosphoribosylformylglycinamidine synthase activity
Source: RefSeq, a predicted model, not a curated record
GGAGCAGUCUUGAUUGACUGACCUAGUCUCCCUCCCUGCCACGCCUCAUUCUCACUUUCUCAGACCACGCUUCCGGUCCUAUCAGUUUCACCUUCACUCGUCCACUUUGACUUCAGCCAUUCACUUCUACUUUCUGCUCUCGUCCUCGGCUUCUAUUCUCUCUCCUCUUUGUCUACGCACGGCGACGUUGUUGGAGGUCAGGCCGUGAGGGGCUAUAAUAUAAUGGCGGCGAUUUCCAUCCCAUGGUUCUAGUCACCGCGAAGUUUAAUUCUCUGACAAGUUGGGCCUCCCAUCUUUUGAGUAAAAGACGUGUUUACCUCAAGCCUAUGCAUUGAGCACCUGUUCAUCACGUCUAACAGCUAGUAAAUCUUCUUCCUUUGUUGGAAUUGGACGAUCCCCACUACACUAUGACACGACUAUCAAGCAUUAUUCCGCAUUUUUCGACUGAAGCUUUGAAGUAGAGAAAAAAGGCGCACAGAAGAAGACGGUGCUCCUCACUAUCUCAGUCUUUGGGGACUCUCACUGCAUGUUAAGAGGUAAUAAUAUCACCAAUUGCCUUUCAGUUUGCUCUUCUAAAGAACAUGGCUGCUGCUGGCGAAAUUGGGGCUGCUGAAUUCCUUCAGGGUACAUGUAGACAAAGUCUGUUUUUAGUGAAGAAAUCUCAUUGGCGGAGGAGUAAUUUGCUCUGGGGUACAGUUUGGAGUAGAAGACAAGUAUGGGGUUCCACUAGAAAAGCCUUAUCUUUGAGUUGCCAAGCUCAAACAAAUCCUCAAGCUGUGGUUGCUGGGGGUGCCAGUAGUUUAGUAGAUGAUCAGUCUAGCUUGGUCGUGAAGCCUGCGUCGGAAAUUCUUCAUUUUUAUCGGGUUCCAUUAAUCCAAGAAAGUGCAGCUGCUGAACUUCUUAAAGAGAUUCAGAACAAAAUCUCUGAUCAGAUAGUGGCUUUGCAAACAGAGCAAUGUUUCAAUGUUGGUAUUGAAACAGAACUUUCAAGUAAAAACCUAUCAGUGCUUAAAUGGAUUCUUCAAGAAACAUAUCAGCCUGAUGCAUUGCAAACUGAGAGCUUUCUUGAAAAAAGAAGGGAGCAAGGUUUGAGGAAUGUUAUAAUAGAGGUUGGCCCUAGGUUGUCAUUUACCACAGCCUGGUCUACCAAUGCUGUUGCAAUUUGCCGUGCAUGUGGAUUGACGGAGGUGACACGUUUGGAACGUUCAAGGAGGUACUUAUUACACAUCCAGGGUGAUUUAGAAGAUUAUCAAGUCAAUGAAUUUACAGCAAUGGUGCAUGAUAGAAUGACUGAAUGUAUUUACAGUCAGAAGCUAACAUCUUUUGAGACCAAUGUGGUUCCAGAGGAAGUAUAUUUUAUACCCAUCAUGGAGAAGGGGCAGAAGGCAUUAGAAGAAAUUAAUCAAGAAAUGGGUUUAGCUUUUGAUGACCAGGAUAUACAAUACUAUACUAAACUUUUCAGAGAUGAUAUUAAGCGUGAUCCAACUAAUGUUGAAUUGUUUGAUAUUGCUCAAUCCAACAGUGAACAUAGCAGGCAUUGGUUUUUUACUGGAAAGAUGAUCAUUGACGGGCAACUAAUGGAUAACUCAUUGAUGCAGAUUGUGAAAAGAACUUUACAAGCAAAUCCAAAUAACUCAGUUAUUGGAUUUAAGGAUAACUCUAGUGCAAUUAGGGGUUUUCCAGUGAAACAGUUGCGACCAGUUCGGCCGGGGUCAGCAUGUCAAUUAAACCCAACGGCAUGUGACCUAGAUAUCUUAUUUACAGCCGAGACUCAUAAUUUUCCAUGUGCAGUUGCUCCUUAUCCUGGUGCAGAGACAGGUGCAGGAGGUCGCAUUAGGGAUACACAUGCCACAGGAAGAGGUUCUUUUGUACAGGCAGCCACAGCUGGUUAUUGCGUUGGGAAUCUCAACUUGCCAGGGUCUUAUGGUCAAUGGGAAGACUCAUCCUUUACUUAUCCUUCAAAUCUAGCAUCACCUUUGCAGAUCCUCUUAGAUUCUAGUAAUGGUGCGUCUGACUAUGGCAACAAGUUUGGAGAGCCUUUGAUUCAAGGCUUCUGUAGAACUUUUGGAAUGAGACUUCCUAGUGGGGAAAGGCGGGAGUGGUUGAAACCAAUAAUGUUUAGUGCAGGCAUUGGACAGAUUGACCAUAUUCAUAUAUCCAAGGGAGAACCUGACAUUGGGAUGCUAGUUGUUAAGAUUGGAGGCCCUGCUUAUCGUAUUGGUAUGGGAGGUGGGGCAGCCUCGAGCAUGGUUAGUGGUCAGAAUGAUGCAGAACUUGAUUUCAAUGCUGUACAACGUGGGGAUGCUGAGAUGGCUCAAAAAUUGUAUCGUGUUGUCCGUGCUUGCAUAGAGAUGGGAGAGAAAAAUCCAAUUAUCAGCAUUCAUGAUCAGGGGGCUGGUGGGAAUUGCAAUGUUGUAAAGGAAAUUAUAUACCCAAAGGGUGCUGAGAUAGAUAUCCGAGCAGUUGUGGUUGGUGAUCACACAAUGUCUGUUCUAGAAAUUUGGGGUGCAGAAUAUCAAGAACAAGAUGCAAUCCUAGUGAAGCCAGAAAGUCGUAAUGUUUUACAAUCAAUCUGUGAUAGGGAAAAGUUAUCAAUGGCUGUGAUUGGUACUAUUAGUGGUGAUGGACGUGUUGUUUUAAUUGACACCUUAGAAACUCAGAAGUGUCUGUCAAAUGGACUUCCUCCUCCUCUCCCUGCUGUGGAUCUUGAAUUGGAGAAGGUACUUGGUGACAUGCCUAAAAAAUCUUUUCAUUUUGCCAGGGUUGUUUACGAGCAAGAUUCAUUUGAUGUAGCCCCAACUGUCACGGUAAUGGAUUCUUUGAAGAGGGUAUUGCAUUUGCCAUCUGUCUGUUCAAAGCGCUUCUUGACAACAAAAGUUGAUAGGUGUGUUACUGGUCUCGUGGCACAGCAGCAAACUGUUGGCCCUCUGCAGAUUCCUCUUGCCAAUGUCGCAGUUAUUGCACAAACUUUUACUGAUGUGACUGGAGGUGCAUGUGCCAUAGGGGAGCAACCAAUCAAAGGUUUGUUAGACUCUAAAGCAAUGGCAAGGUUAGCUGUUGGAGAAGCACUCACAAAUCUUGUAUGGGCAAAGGUCACUUCUCUUUCUGAUGUUAAGGCAAGUGGUAAUUGGAUGUAUGCUGCCAAGCUUGAUGGGGAAGGAGCUUUCAUGUAUGAUGCUGCUCAAUCUUUGUCAGAAGCAAUGAUUGAACUUGGUAUUGCUAUUGAUGGUGGGAAAGACAGCCUUUCUAUGGCAGCUCAUGCUGGAGGUGAAGUUGUUAAGGCUCCAGGAAACCUUGUAAUCAGUGUUUAUGUCACUUGUCCUGACAUUACACAAACAGUGACGCCAGAUUUGAAACUUGAAAAUGAUGGUAUUUUGCUUCAUAUUGAUCUGGCAAAAGGAAAGCGACGGUUAGGUGGAUCUGCUCUUGCCCAAGCGUUUGACCAAAUUGGGGAUCAGUGUCCUGAUCUUGAUGAUGUUCCUUACUUGAAAAGGGUAUUUGAGAAUGUCCAAGACCUUCUUACAGAUGGAUUGAUCUCUGCUGGACAUGACAUAAGUGAUGGUGGGUUGCUAGUUUGUGCUCUAGAGAUGGCAUUUGCUGGGAAUUGUGGGUUUAUCUUAGACUUGACUUCAAAAGGAAACAGCCUUUUCGAAACCCUCUAUGCAGAAGAACUUGGGUUAAUUGUUGAGGUAAGCAAGAAAAAUUUAGAUGCUGUGCUUGAUAAGUUGAACCGUGGUGGUGUUAUUGGUGAGAUUGUAGGACAAGUAACUGCUACUUCAUUGAUAGAAGUUAAGGUUGAUGGGGUGACUCAUUUGAAAGAGAGUACUUCUGUCCUUAGGGAUAUGUGGGAAGAAACAAGUUUUCAGCUGGAAAAGUUCCAGAGGUUGGCCUCCUGCGUUGAUACGGAAAGAGAAGGACUAAAACACAGAUGUGCACCUUCAUGGAAACUGUCUUUUUCUCCUUCCUUCACCAACCAAGAGUACAUACUUGCAACUUCAAAACCAAAAGUUGCUGUUAUAAGAGAAGAAGGCAGCAAUGGAGAUAGAGAAAUGGCUGCAGCAUUUUACGCUGCUGGUUUUGAACCAUGGGAUGUUACAAUGUCAGACCUUCUUAAUGGAGUGAUCUCUUUGCAGGAGUUCCGUGGGGUUGUUUUUGUUGGUGGAUUUAGUUAUGCAGAUGUUCUUGAUUCUGCGAAAGGAUGGUCUGCUUGUAUAAGAUACAAUGAGCCUCUUAUAAAGCAGUUUCAAGAAUUUUACAACCGUUCAGAUACUUUCAGUCUUGGAGUUUGCAAUGGGUGUCAAUUAAUGGCUUUGUUGGGUUGGAUACCAGGUCCACAAGUUGGAGGUGUUCUAGGUGCUGGUGGUGACCUAUCACAACCAAGAUUCAUUCACAAUGAGUCCGGGCGUUUCGAAUGCCGAUUUACAAGUGUGACAAUAAAAGGCUCACCAGCUAUAAUGUUUAAAGAUAUGGAAGGUAGUACACUUGGCGUGUGGGCUGCUCAUGGUGAGGGAAAAGCAUAUUUCCCAGAUGAAGGUGUGCUGGAUCGUAUUGUUCAUUCUGAUUUAGCUCCUCUAAGAUACUGUGAUGAUGGUGGCAAUCCAACAGAGAAAUAUCCUUUCAGUCUAAAUGGCUCUCCUUUAGGGGUCGCAGCUAUUUGUUCUCCAGAUGGACGACAUCUGGCCAUGAUGCCUCAUCCAGAGCGUUGCUUCUUAAUGUGGCAGUUCCCAUGGUAUCCAAAGCAGUGGAAUGUGGACAGAAAAGGGCCUAGUCCAUGGCUGCGCAUGUUCCAGAAUGCUAGAGAAUGGUGUUCAAGAAAUGAUUGCUCAGCUGUGGAAAAGUGAGAUUGAGGUUGCUCAGUUUUGAAGACAUUAUAUAGUUUACUGUAGACUAGUUGAAUUUACGACUUUUGCUAUUUAUGGAACUCACUAUUGGAUAAGUCAAUUUUCUUCAAGUGGGAACUGUAAAUAAUAUUUUGCUUGAACUAUGAGUUGCACUGGCUAUCUUUGAGAGAGAACAUUUUGCCUUGUUUCUUUUUUUCUUUCUUUCUUUCUUUUUUUGGGUUUUUGAAACAAUAUCUGAGCGAGUAUGGAAAAGGUCCUUUUUUUUUGUGGUGAAUAAUAUGUGAUCUGUAUUGCCUAGUGU